GCAAAUCAAAAAAAUUUAAAAUUUUUCCAAAUCUUUAAAAAUAAUAAAUGAACAUAUAAGCCAAAAAAAAAGGGAGAGGAACAAAAUAGAUAAGACGGUUUCAUUGCUUAGAGAAAAAUCAAUUUAGUAUGGUGCGUAUGAAUGUUUCAGCUUCACCCGAACAAGCUACAACACAACAACAAAAACCCAAUAAUUUGUCUCAUAAAAAUAAUCACAAUAGCAACAGUAGUCUAAGCAACAAUGUUGCUUCAACAUCAUCGUCAACGUCAUCAUUGAAUAGUACUGCAUCAUUGGAGCAAAGUACCUCAGCAGGCAUAGUAAUGGUGGUACCGCAACAGCAACCGCAACAGCAACAGCAACAGCAACAACAACAACAAACGUCGCAACAAUCACCACCAACACCUACAGCAGGCCAGACUCAAGGAAUACAAUCUCAGCAACAGCAAAUUCAAUAUACUCAUGUCCAGCAUAAUAUGCAACAUCAUGUAUUGCCUCAACAACAACAACAACAACAGCAGCAACAGCAGCAGCAACAACAACAACAGCAUCAGCAACAGCAACAACAACAGGCUCAACAUUCGCCUUCUGAAGCCAGUUCAAAUCCUUCGUUGCCGGGCUCACCACCAUUGCUGCAAUCAACCGCUACGCCACCUCAGGGGGCCCAAAUGGUAGCAUCUGUGCCUUGUGCUGUACACCAUCCCCAACAGCACCAGCAACAGCAAAUGGCUUUAAUGGCAGCCAUGCAAGCACAUAUGGCCGCCACGGGUGCCGGACCAUUACCACCGCAUCCUACGCAUAUGCAUCAUCAUCAUGGUCCACCACCGGGACCACAUGGGCCACCGCCUCUGCCACCGCCAAAUCAACAUGGUCAUCAACCACUUGAGAACGGACAUGUUGCUAGCGGUAUCUCACCAAGCGGUUCCACAGCUAGUAAUAUUAGCUCAGGUAGUUCAGGCAAUGGGAUUAAUGCAGGAAGCGUGCUGACAGCACCUGGUCCACCACCGCCAGGACCUGUUUAUAUACAAUAUCACGGGGAAUUUUAUCCAGCUGAAUAUUAUUUGGCCCCUCAUCCACAUGAGGGCAUUUGUCCACAACAUCCACAUCAUCCCCAGCCAAUGUGUGCAAUACCAACCGACUUCGGUAAGUUUUUUUUUUUUUUUUGUUUUUAAAGUCAAGCAAGCGAGUUUGAGAAAAAUGUUAAAAAUUUCUGAAUUUAAUAUCUGACGACACUCGCAGAUAAAUACAUUGUAGUACUAAUAGAGUAUUAAUUUCGAAAAAUAAUGCCAUCGCAGAUUAACACCAGUUUAGUAAUCAUCAGUUUACACCCUGACACCUGCACGUUAAAAGAAACAAAAAAAAAAAAA
Molecule: messenger RNA, 1364 nt
Organism: Glossina fuscipes
Lineage: Eukaryota; Metazoa; Arthropoda; Insecta; Diptera; Glossinidae
Product: myb-like protein I
Exons: 1
Coding region: 129-1169 (346 amino acids)
Source: RefSeq, a predicted model, not a curated record